CGUCGUGGAAAAGAAGGAAAGAGUCCCUUGUUUUCCUCUCUCUUUCCUCGCCGCAUGACGCGUGCUUCUUGUUUGACACUCUCCUCCGAUUGCUCCUACAUAUUCGCCCAACAAUCGACAUCCUUUUCAAAUUUCUCCACAUCUCCCGUCAUGUCUGCUGCAUCGCCGGAGUUCUACCAGCCGUGCGCGCCGCCCGCCUACUCGCCGGGACGCCUGCGCGUUGCCGCCUCGGAACCGUCUGCAAACGGCGAGGACUACCGCUGCCGGACGCCGACCGGGGUCAGCUAUCUGGGGGAACCACUCAGCUGCCCGCCGGCGCCCAUGAAGCCGCGGGAGCCGCCAGCCUCCGCAUGCAGGAGGCGGCUCUUCGACGUCAAGGUCAUCAGGCUGCGCUUCGACGACGACCUCGAGGCCAUCGAUCGGCCCUCCUUCCUCCGCAACGGCAAGCGGCGGCCCGGCAAGAUUAGUGGUGGGAGCCGUCGUUCUACUAUGUUAAGUUGAGUGCUCAGUGGUGCUAGUGCUGGUGCUUAACACUUGAGUCGACAUAUAUUAUCAUCAUUAUUAGGUAUUAAAAAAAUUAGCAGCAGAAGUUGCACUAGGGCGCACUAUCGUCCUCUGUAAGAUCCAUCCAUCAUGAUACGGGUUAUUGAUGAUUAUUUCUAUC
This is a messenger RNA of Lolium perenne, 664 nucleotides long. Lineage: Eukaryota; Viridiplantae; Streptophyta; Magnoliopsida; Poales; Poaceae. The record is from RefSeq and is a predicted model, not a curated record.